AUGGCCAAGGGUAAAGAUGUCAGAGUCAGAGUUAUUUUGGAAUGUACCAGUUGUGUCCGAAAUGGUGUCAAUAAAGAAUCGCCGGGUAUUUCUAGAUAUAUUACUCAAAAGAAUCGACACAAUACGUCCAGUCGAUUAGAAUUGAGAAAAUUUUGUCACUAUUGUCACAAGCAUACGAUUCAUGGAGAAAUAAAGAAAUAG
This is a messenger RNA of Phoenix dactylifera (date palm), 201 nucleotides long. Lineage: Eukaryota; Viridiplantae; Streptophyta; Magnoliopsida; Arecales; Arecaceae. The record is from the annotation of a RefSeq genome assembly.